AUGCUGCUUCUCAUCAGCCUCUUGCUUGCCCUCUCUCGCGUCAUACUUGCAGUCCUACAAAUCAAAGUGACCGGCAGUGCAGAGAUCUUGUUCAAGCUCAAUGACGGUCAUUCGACCGUGACGGGUAGAUCUCGACUCUUCUCAAAGACUAUCACGUUUGUUUUCGACAACAACCGAUGGAGAGGAUUUGGCGAUCCGACCAUCGGCACAGUGAACCUGCUCGGUACAAGUAACAACGGAAGAGAUGCACGUUAUCAAGUCAUUUUCAAGACACAGCUGUUUGACGAGAGAGCGCUACCUCGCGGCGACCUGGGCUGCUGUAGCGGCACAAUGAGCUACGUCUUCACGCUGUUUGCCGAAACUCGUCAGAUGGUCGAGGAUAUGAAUUAUCGCUAUGGUGCAGCACAAGUCAAGUGUGAUGCUCUCAUCCGUCAAGCGACUUGCUGGACCCGUCAGAGCGGCAUCCACGCAGACACUGAGAUUGCGACUGCCGAUCUCACCUUCGUAGUCAUAGAUCGUCCAUAG
Molecule: messenger RNA, 525 nt
Organism: Mixia osmundae IAM 14324
Lineage: Eukaryota; Fungi; Basidiomycota; Mixiomycetes; Mixiales; Mixiaceae
Exons: 6
Coding region: 1-525 (174 amino acids)
Source: RefSeq, a predicted model, not a curated record